Oppia nitens is the source of this 659-nucleotide messenger RNA. RefSeq lists its product as uncharacterized. The record is from RefSeq and is a predicted model, not a curated record. Lineage: Eukaryota; Metazoa; Arthropoda; Arachnida; Sarcoptiformes; Oppiidae. The transcript has 2 exons. The coding region runs from base 174 to 659 and encodes 161 amino acids.
GUGAACAAUUAAUUGAUAAAAAUAGUUUGGAAAAAUUACCGAUAUUUACUGAGACCUACUAUGCCGUACAAAAUCGGAAAAGCGGUCGAUGGCUAGUUUGGUUGCCGACUACGGGAACAGCCUACGAAAGGCCAAACAAGUCGUGCAAUAUAUUACAUCAUCGGUUAGAUCCGAUGGACCAUUUAGGUUGGGUUAAUAUGAGACAUGGACUCAAUUCACAUUAUAUUAAGUUAGCCAGAUCAGAUUACCAUGGCUACUAUUUUAUCUACAAUAAAGAUUGUAGUUUUGGUGAUUAUCCUAACCGUGAGACUAAAGACAAUCAAAUACAAUGUCUAAAACCGUCACCAGAAUUCAACUAUAGUGGACAUCCUGAAUAUAACUGGCUAUUUGUUGAACGACAACAACAAUUGACACCAUCACCGGCUCCGGUACAUCAAUUGGAUAGACAAGUAGAUGAUCAUCAUAAUCAUGUUGCCUACCUGGCCACUAUUGCAAUAUUAGCUGUUAGCUUAGUGGCAUCAGUUAUAUUUAUAGUGCUGUUAUAUUAUUGGAAAUAUCAUAAAAGUCAGUCAUAUAAUAGCUAUGGACAUCAUAUUUAUCAUAUUAAAGCUAAUGUUAUUGACGGUGAUGGUGAUGAUAAUAAUAAUGGACAUGGAUAA